AUGGAACCAAGAUAAGAAUUGAUUUAGUUCAGUUUGCAUAACAGAUAGCAGGCGGUCUCUCAGAAUAAAAACUAUUCGCUAGAUGUUUCAAGAAACAUAGAAUAGACUCAGACUAUGAAUUCAUCUCAUCACUAGAAGGCAUUUUCUUUCAUAUCACAGAAACCUUCAAUGCCCAGCAAUCAUGAAUGGUAUAACAGAACCGAGGAGAAGUUUAAAAGUGAGUAUAGCAUGAUGAAAAACCAGCAGAAGUUCUUCAAUCGCAGACAUAGACUGGACAAGGCGAUGGCAUCUAAUGGUAAAAUGACUUCCAUGCGGGGAGCACUUUCUUAGACUACAGAGUUGUCACCUUACCCUGGAAGUCUAGGAGCAGGCAGACAGUACAUUGGAUCAGAACUUUCUCCUAGAAGUUAGAGGCGGUAAGGGGACAUAAAGAAGAUCCUGAAUAAUUACUUGCGAAUAAAAAUAAAUAAAAUACAUGAAUCAGAUGAGGACGACUUGCUGACUAGAGCGAUCAAUGAGGUAGAGGAAAAGUAUUAGUAGAUAUCAGCCAAGAAAUCUCCGAUUAUAAGGACUUAAGAAACAUAGCUUAUGCCUUCCUAAACAUCUAAAAAUGAUUUUAUAGAUUCAAUAUCAAAGUCAAAAGAAGGAACAAGAAACAAUGAGAUAUUACGUGAAGAUCAAAUCAUCAUAAACAAGAGCUAAGAUUCUCGGUAUAAAAAGCAUAAAUCAUUCUAGCAUCAGCAGAAGUUGCUGAUCUAUAAAAGAUAAUUCUUCAAUGACCGUAAGUCUCAGAUCUAAAAAGAGCUACUGAGUUCGACUCUGCCUUCGCUUACUAUAAAAAAAUAGGAGACCUUCUACAAAUCUAAGCAACCAACUAAUUCUCCAGAGGCAGCCAAAUAUGUAGAUAGAAAUGCGUAGAAGGACACUAUCAAUACUAGUAUACAGAUGUCUCACAGGCAGGAUGAUAGUCGUUUGGAAUAUCACAACCAAACUCCCUUGAACAUAGAGACCACUACUUUAAAACUUAGAGGAAGAAGCAUAUAGAAGGAUUAUAGUCUUGGCAAGGACCUUAAUUUGAACUAAGAUAUUAAGGAGGAAUAGAUUAAGACUGAGCUGUCAACUCAAAGAGCGAGAGUAAAAACCACGGCUAAUGCCAACUAGAGGAGUGGCAAGAAGGUCUUAAAUAACUUGAACUAAGAUAUUAAUCCAGUCAUCAAGAGGUCUUAGAAGCAGCAACUAUACAAGAGUGAAUUGGGUGAGUAUUUAGAUACUAAGACCUAUAAGAGUCGUAACUACGAGAAGCAGAGUAAUUUCUCGCCAAAUCAGGCAUCUUCAAGAAAUAACAAGCUUAGGGUAUCUAAGGAUAAAUCCAAUGAAAAUCUGCAUGAGACUAAGAGCACAGGGACAAAGGUGAAUGAGUCGACGAUGUCCAAUCCAAUUAAGCAGAAUUUUGAGGUUCAGAUAAAAACUCGCUAUAAAAAUCUUCAUCCAGAUAGAAACCAACAAGAAAGUAAGAAUGCUAAAAAGCUGGGUGUGUCAUGGGAGAAGCAUAGGUCAGGGGAGAGGAAUUAGAAUAGGAAUACACUUGGCUUGGAUAGUGCGCACAAACCAGUGAUGCUAUAGCAGUAUCAAUUCAUGCCUGACAGGUUUUUCUAGUCUACUGUGGUGGAGAAAGUGCCUAAGUUCAUGCUAAAGAAUAAAUACAACAAUUUAAAGAAGUUUGUGAAUAUACUACAGGAAUCAAACCCUGACUUAGCCAAAGAUAUAAAGAUCAGAAACGAUAUCACAUGA
This is a messenger RNA of Stylonychia lemnae, 1791 nucleotides long. NCBI's taxonomy places the organism in Eukaryota, Ciliophora, Spirotrichea, Sporadotrichida, Oxytrichidae. The record is from the annotation of a GenBank genome assembly.